Messenger RNA from Odocoileus virginianus texanus, 1295 nucleotides. RefSeq names its product inhibitor of DNA binding 1 (gene ID1). Gene Ontology annotation, molecular function: transcription regulator activity; protein dimerization activity. Lineage: Eukaryota; Metazoa; Chordata; Mammalia; Artiodactyla; Cervidae. Gene Ontology annotation, biological process: cell differentiation; circadian regulation of gene expression; negative regulation of transcription by RNA polymerase II. Gene Ontology annotation, cellular component: nucleus; cytoplasm. The record is from RefSeq and is a predicted model, not a curated record.
ACAUAUCCCUGAGAAAACUGACUCUUAGAAUCUUUUCGUGAUAGUAAUAACCGGUUUCGCCUUCUGGGCAGCCCUCGGCUCCACUAGCCAUCUUGUCCCCCACCUCCCACUCUCUCUUGUCUUGCGACUCGAGUCGCUUUUCCACGCGGGUGAGGGUGCUCUAGGAGAGCAGGAGGCGGGACCCAGAAGCCCUCCAGGCCUCUCCCCUAUGGCUUCCAUUGGCUGUUUUUGAACAUCUGAGCCCGCCCCCCAAGGAAGGGGCGGGGAGGCGCGCAGCAUCUUUAUAAAAGUCGGGUAGGGGUACUUGAGUAGCGCUUUUGCACUGCCGUCUUUCUUGGGUUCGCAACUUUUUCCCCACUCCCGGCGUCCUCUUCCUCCUCCGUCCGCUUCGUUUUCUCCCGACGCCGGUAUCAUGAAGGUCGCCAGUGGCAGCGCCGCGGCCGCCGCGGGCCCCAGCUGCGCGCUGAAGGCCGGCAAGGCGGCGGGCGGGGCGGGCGAGGUGGUGCGCUGCCUGUCCGAGCAGAGCGUGGCCAUCUCGCGCUGCGCGGGCGGCCCCGGGACGCGCCUGCCGGCCCUGCUGGAGGAGCAGCCGGUGAACGUGCUACUGUACGAUAUGAACGGCUGCUACUCGCGCCUCAAGGAGCUGGUGCCCACCCUGCCCCAGAACCGCAAGGUGAGCAGGGUGGAGAUUCUCCAGCACGUCAUCGACUACAUCUGGGAUCUGGAAUUGGAGCUCAACUCGGAAUCCCACGUCGGGACCCCCGGGGGCCGGGGACUCCCCGCCCGGGCUCCGCUCAGCACUCUCAACGGCGAAAUCGGCGCCCUGGCGGCAGAGGCGGCGUGUGUUCCAGCUGACGAUCGCAUCUUGUGUCGCUGAAGCGCCGCCCUUGGGAGCCGGCAGACCCCAGCCCCCCAGGGGGCGAGAGGAAUAAGUGUUUCUGGUCCUUCCAGGCGCCUCGCCGGAGCUGGGGAGGAACAAGACCGAUCGGCGGCCACCGGGGCGCUUGCAGGAUCCAACCCGGGUCUGGGGGACUGACAGGGCAGGCUGACCCUCCCUCCUCACCCACCAGCCACCAGAGACUUGGGGGAGUCUCCCCUCGUGUGUUUCUAUUUUUUGAAAAGCGGACAUUUAAAAAAUGGUCACGUUUGGUGCUUCUCAGAUUUCUGAGGAAAUUAAUUGCUUUGUAUUGUAUAUUACAAUGAUCACCGACUGAGAAUAUUGUUUUACAAUAGUUCUGUGGGGUGUUUUCUUUUUUGGUUGUUGUUAUUAAACAAAUACUUUAGAUGAUGAUAAA